Oncorhynchus tshawytscha (Chinook salmon) is the source of this 838-nucleotide messenger RNA. RefSeq names its product EF-hand calcium binding domain 1 (gene efcab1). The record is from RefSeq and is a predicted model, not a curated record. Gene Ontology annotation, molecular function: calcium ion binding. Lineage: Eukaryota; Metazoa; Chordata; Actinopteri; Salmoniformes; Salmonidae. Bases 134 to 778 code for a protein of 214 amino acids. The transcript has 6 exons.
UAUCAUUACUGUUCCUCACUAUCUGAGCACGUGGAAUGGAGUUACUAUGGUAACAGGGUGUCAACAUCAAGUAGUUGUGUUUUCAUGUGGCCACUGCUAGCUAACCCGUCAGCAAUCCUACAUCCUAUCAACAAUGGCUGAAAUGUCUGCUAUGAAUAGAAAAUUGAUUCAGAAUCUCGCGGAAACUCUUUCUAAACAAGUCAAACACUUUAACAAAACAGAAGCAGAGUGUCUGAUCCGACUGUUCAAUGGUCUCCUGGGGGAUCAGAGUGACAGGAGGGUAGGGAAUGGACUGGACAGAGGAAAAUUCAGGAAUAUUCUACACAACACCUUUGGAAUGACUGAUGAUAUGAUUAUGGAUAGAGUAUUUCGUGCGUUCGACAAAGACAACGACAGCUACGUCAGUGUGAAAGAGUGGAUCGAGGGACUAUCAAUCUUUCUCCGUGGAACAUUGGAUGAAAAAAUUAAGUACUGCUUCGAUGUGUAUGACUUGAAUGGAGAUGGGUACAUUUCCCGGGAAGAGAUGUUCCACAUGCUGAAGAACAGCCUGAUCAGACAGCCCACAGAGGAGGACCCAGACGAGGGCAUCAAAGACCUGGUGGAGAUUACACUCAAGAAGAUGGACCAUGACCACGACAGCAGACUGUCCUAUGCAGACUUUGAAAAGGCAGUGAGAGAUGAGAAUCUAUUGCUUGAAGCUUUUGGAACCUGCCUUCCCGAUGCCAAGAGCAUAUUGGCAUUUGAGCAGCAUGCAUUCCAGGAUACACUUGAGCAUUAAGGACAACACUACUUUAUUCAUUUUCAUGAAACUGCAUAUAUAUAUAUAAAAAUAUAUAUA